Messenger RNA from Anarrhichthys ocellatus (wolf-eel), 1291 nucleotides. Its product is annotated as deubiquitinating protein VCIP135-like. The transcript has a single exon. Gene Ontology annotation, biological process: Golgi reassembly; protein K48-linked deubiquitination; protein K11-linked deubiquitination. Gene Ontology annotation, molecular function: cysteine-type deubiquitinase activity. Lineage: Eukaryota; Metazoa; Chordata; Actinopteri; Perciformes; Anarhichadidae. The annotation marks the transcript as partial. The record is from RefSeq and is a predicted model, not a curated record.
GCAGAAACACAGCCGCUUCCGUGUUGUUGCUUGUGUGUUUUUCGGGUGAAUAACUGUCGGUGAGCGUCGCCGGAGGUCGACUGUCAUGAUUGAGUGAAGCUAACGCUCGUGCUCGGCUUCUCUUCUUCUUCUUCCCGCCAUGUCGCUGCUGCAGAGCUCCAAGAAGAGAGACAAGCGUGUCUUGUCCGGUACCUGUCCGGACCCGAAAUGCCAGGCGAGGCUGUUCUUCCCGGCUCACGGCUCCGUCAGCAUCGAGUGCACGGAGUGCGGCCAGCGGCACGAGCAGAAGAACCUGUUAACCGUGGAGGAGGUGACCGAUCCGGACGUCGUGCUCCACAACCUGCUCAGAAACGCCCUGCUGGGCGUCACGGGGGCCCCUAAGAAAGGCACGGAGCUGGUGAAGGUGAUGGGUCUGUCCAACUACCACUGCAAGCUGCUGUCCCCGGUGCUCACCAGGUACGGCAUGGACAAGCAGACCGGCAAGGCCAAGCUGCUGAGGGACAUGAACCAGGGCGAGAUGUUCGACUGCUCGCUCCUGGGGGACCGGGCGUUCCUGAUCGAGCCGGAGCACGUCUCCACCAUGGGCUACGGCAAGGACCGGUCGGGCAGCCUCAUAUACCUCCACGACACCCUGGAGGAGGUGAAGAAGGCCAACGUCAGCGGGGAAUGUCUCAUCCCGGUCCACGUGGACGGAGACGGGCACUGUCUGGUCCACGCCGUGUCCAGAGCGCUGGUGGGCAGAGAACUCUUCUGGCACGCCCUGAGGGAGAACCUGAAACAGAACUUCAAGCAGAACCUGGAUUGCUACAAGGCCCUCUUUCAGGAUUUUAUCGAUGCCGCCGAGUGGGAGGACAUCAUCAACGAGUGCGACCCCCUGUUCAUCCCGCCCGAGGGCGUCCCGCUCGGACUACGCAACAUCCACAUAUUUGGUUUAGCCAACGUCCUCCACCGACCCAUAAUCCUGCUGGACUCCCUGAGCGGGAUGAGGAGCUCUGGGGAUUACUCGGCCACCUUCCUGCCGGGCCUGGUGGCCGAAGAGCAGUGCCGGGGGAAAGACGGGAAGCUCAACAAGCCCAUCUGCAUCGCGUGGAGCAGCUCGGGCAGGAACCACUACAUCCCUCUGGUGGGAAUCAAGAACACCGUGCUGCCCAAGCUGCCGGCCCGCCUGCUGCCGAAGGCCUGGGGAGUCCCUCAGGAGCUCAUCAGGAAGUACAUCAAGCUGGAACCGGACGGGAGCUGCGUGAUCGGCGGCGACCGCAGCCUGCAGGACAAAUACCUGAUGCGGCUGGUC